Messenger RNA from Sinocyclocheilus anshuiensis, 4779 nucleotides. RefSeq names its product active breakpoint cluster region-related protein-like. Bases 289 to 3462 code for a protein of 1057 amino acids. Gene Ontology annotation, cellular component: membrane. The record is from RefSeq and is a predicted model, not a curated record. NCBI's taxonomy places the organism in Eukaryota, Metazoa, Chordata, Actinopteri, Cypriniformes, Cyprinidae. The transcript is spliced from 23 exons. Gene Ontology annotation, biological process: intracellular signal transduction; positive regulation of GTPase activity; protein phosphorylation. Gene Ontology annotation, molecular function: GTPase activator activity; guanyl-nucleotide exchange factor activity; protein serine/threonine kinase activity.
GUGUAAAAAAGGAACCGCGGGGAUUUUGCACGACUAAAUGUAAACGGCCAGUGGAUCUGAUUGGCUCCGCGUCCAGCUGACGUCACGACUUUCCAAUGUAGCGGAAGCUGAAAGUUUUUUCAGUUGUAAACUGAUCGGUGGUGUGAGUGAGUGAGUGAGUGAGUGGAUAUGCGCGAAAGAGAAAAUGAACAGUCGCUACUUCACAACAGGCGUUUGAGACCGUGAACCCAAGCUGUUUUAGCUGGAACGAGAGGACCAAGGACCUUUUCCCCCCACCCUGCUUUGACAAUGUGGGAACAGGCGGAAUUUGAGAAGCACUGGAGGAACGAGUUUCCCGAAGGUGAAGUGCCCGUGAUGAACCUCAGCUCGGUGGAGGACAUAGAGGCAGAGCUGGAGAAAUGCAAAGCCAAUCUGAAGGUGUUACAGCAGGCUCUGUCGGAAGAGAAGUUCAAGGUGAUUUACCUGCAGACCACCAUUGCGCAGAAGAAAACUUAUGACAUCGAGAGAUGGUGUAACAAGGCAGAUUCAAAUCAGGACAGUCCUUGCGACUCAGAGAGCAAAGGCGGGGACGUACUCCGGGGCAGCAAGACAGGUAAGCCCAUCCUCGUCCCUCCUCGGAAAAAGACCGAUAUUCCGCAAAGACUCCCCUCGGCUCGUGACAUCUCUCGGUGCGUUGCCGAGCAACGGAACAGCGAGCAGGACAGUGACCGCGAGUUCGAGGACGUGGAGCUCAACGAAAACUUUCUGCGAAAAAACAUCCUCAACCCAAAAGGUAACGUUCGGGACAGUCACCGGCUGAAUCCUCGCAUUCGCUUGAGUCGGGAUCUGGACUCGGAUGAUGGCAGACUGUCCCCUUCUCUCGCGCUCCGCGGCUCUCACGGGUCUGGACGCAGCACACCUGACGGAUACCUGAGCUCCGACCAUGACGACUCCUCCUCUGCAGACUUCAACUACAACACUGAUGGCUAUGAGGGAGAUACUGCAGAGGACAGGAAGUCUCAGGAUGGCUCAGAGACCAUGCCAUUCAUCGACGAGUCGCCCACCAUGUCCCCUCACCUCUGCGCACGGGGACAGGAUGGAGAGGCUGUCUCACCCACGCCACCAGAAGGGCUACUGUCUGGGGGAGACACAGAGAAAGGUCUGGAGAUGAAGAAACUGGUUCUGUCUGGUUUUCUGGCCAGUGAGGAGAUCUAUAUUAACCAGCUGGAGGCGUUGAUGCUGCCCAUGAAGCCUCUUAAAGCCACAGCUACUACAUCAAAGCCAGUGCUGACAAUGGAGCAGAUUGAAACUAUUUUCUUCAUGAUCCAAGAUAUCUUUGUGAUCCAUAAGGAGUUUUAUGAUGCUAUUUCUCCCAACAUUCAGCAGUGGGAUGAGAAGGUCACAGUCGGACAUCUCUUCCAGAAACUGGCCAGUCAGCUCGGUGUGUACAAAGCCUUUGUGGACAACUAUAAAGUCGCAGUGGAGACAGCAGAGAAAUGCAGCCUGGCCAACAGCCAGUUUCAGAAGAUCUCUGAGAAUCUGAAAGUUAAAGGUCCUAAAGAAUCCAAGGACUGCACCACAACUGCCACCAUGGAGGCUCUCCUCUACAAACCUAUUGACCGUGUCACUCGCAGCACUCUGGUCUUGCAUGACUUGUUGAAACACACGCCUAAGGAUCACCCAGACUUCCCACUACUGCAGGAUGCUCUGAGAAUAUCCCAGAACUUCCUGUCCAGCAUCAAUGAAGAGAUUGACCCGCGCAGGACUGCCGUGACCACACCGAAGGGAGAGGUUCGUCAGCUGGUGAAGGAUGGCUUCCUGGUGGAGGUGUCGGAGGGGACGCGUAAACUCCGUCAUGUCUUCCUCUUCACAGACCUUCUGCUCUGUGCCAAGAUGAAAAAGACCGCAGUUGGGAGGCACCAGCAGUAUGAGUGUAAAUGGUACAUCCCUCUGGCUGAUCUGAGCUUUCAGACUCUGGAUGACUCGGAUUCUCUCCCUCACAUCCAGACGCUCCCUGAGCACGAGAUUGAGGAGAUGAAGAUCAAGAUCUCCUCCAUCAAAAGCGAGAUCCAGAAAGAGAAGAAAGCACAGAAAAGUCAGAGUCGUAAUGUGGAUCGUCUCAGGAAGAAGAUGAACGAGCAGGAGUCGUGUCUGCUGUUACAUUCCCCCACCAUCCCAUUCCGCAUCCACAACAAACACGGCAAGAGCUACCUGUUUCUGCUGUCCUCAGAUUAUGAGAGGUCAGAAUGGAGGGAGAGCAUUCAGAAACUGCAGAAAAAAGACCUGCAGGCCUGUGUGUUGAGUUCAGUAGAGUUGCAAGUGUUGACUGGCUCCUGCUUCAAGCUCCGAACUGUCCACAACAUCCCCGUCACCAGCAACAAAGAUGAUGAGGAAUCUCCUGGUCUGUACGGCUUCCUGCAUGUGAUUGUCCAUAAAGCCACAGGCUUCAAAGAAUCUGCCAAUCUGUACUGUACGCUGGAGGUGGACUCUUUUGGUUACUUUGUCAGUAAGGCCAUAACACGUGUGUUCAGAGACACAACAGAACCACAGUGGAAUGAGGAGUUUGAAAUAGAGCUGGAGGGCUCUCAGUGUCUGCGGAUCCUAUGCUACGAGAAGUGUUACGACAAAUCAAAGCUCAAUAAGGACGAUAAUGAGAUUGUGGACAAGAUCAUGGGAAAGGGACAAGUACAGCUGGACCCACAGACUGUGCAGUCCAAAAACUGGCAUAUGGACGUCAUAGAAAUGAAUGGGAUUAAAGUGGAGUUUUCCAUGAAGUUUACAAGUCGGGACUUAAGUUUGAAGCGAACGCCAUCUAAGAAGCAGAGUGGCGUGUUUGGGGUCAAAAUCAGCGUGGUAACAAAGCGUGAACGCUCCAAGGUGCCUUACAUUGUGCGGCAGUGCAUUGAGGAGGUGGAGAAGAGAGGGAUUGAUGAAGUGGGCAUUUACAGGAUCUCUGGAGUGGCCACAGACAUCCAGGCCCUCAAAGCUGCGUUUGACGCCAAUACCAAAGAUAUCCUGAUGAUGUUGAGUGAUAUGGACAUUAAUGCCAUAGCAGGGACACUGAAAUUGUAUUUCAGGGAGCUGCCAGAACCUCUUCUCACAGACCGACUGUACCCGGCCUUCAUGGAGGGCAUUGCUCUAUCAGAUCCUGCAGCAAAAGAAAACUGCAUGAUGCAUCUGUUACGGUCACUACCAGACCCAAAUCUCAUCACAUUCCUCACUCUACUGGAACACCUGAAGAGGGUGGCAGAGAAGGAGCCGGUCAAUAAGAUGUCUCUGCAUAAUUUGGCCACAGUGUUUGGCCCCACUCUGCUGAGACCGUCAGAGUCGGAGAGCAGUAAGGCCCACAUCACACUGGCCUCUGACAUCUGGUCACAUGAUGUCAUGGCACAGGUUCAGGUAUUGCUGUACUACCUGCAGCAUCCACCCAUAUCCUUCGCUGAGCUGAAGAAGAACACACUCUAUUUCUCAACUGACGUCUAACUCCAACAACAGACUCCCUUCCUCUCAAACAUGGUCUUUUUUGUGUACAAAGCCAACGGGGGGACAGAGAGAGACUGUGGCCAUUCUCCCCUGCGUUUGUUGUCUCCAGUCGUGUUCAUGUGUAAUGGGAGCUUAAGCUUCGCUCCAGUGCGGAGAAGAACUGCAGCGAGAGGAGGACCAUCUCGAGCGAGCCCAGGAUUCAGCAUCACCUUAUACAAAUGUUGCACUUAUCACACAGCUGUCCUGCCAAACACAAACACACGUCAAACACAUCAUGCACCGUCCCAUCUGAAGGUUGUGUCUUGGGAUGUUGGUUCGUCUGAGUUGCAGAUGCAUGCUGGGAUGUCUGCAUCCAUUGUGGCAUCUCCUCUGAAGCCCAGUUCAGUGAUCCCGCAGCUGGAAGUGAACUCAGCAUUUACAUGUUUAUAAAUAUUAUUUGUUUGUUUUGUUUUGUUUCAUAAGCUUUUGUGUAUGUGAUAUGAAGCCACUGAGCUGUGAGUGUGUGUGUUUAUGUGAGAGAGAUAGAGCAAAUGCAUUUGUUCAAAAUAAAAUCUCAUGCUGCGAAUGUUUCCUUCUGGGCAAAACAUUGAAAUCCCAGACCUUCCUUGUCCAAGUACAUCCAGGCCAAAAAUUGCCCUAUUUAUUAUGAUUUAAUUGUGCCUGUACAGUUCAGUACAUUUUGAGACUAUAGAGUCCUUCGUUUGCAAUUUUUGGUCUAUUUGUUUUUGAUUCAUUUUAACUUCCUGUCAGUAUAGACUUGAUUAUACAGUAGAAGAGAGAAACUAACAGUUAAGUCAGCCAGCUUUUGGGACCAGUCGCGGUAUGCAAUGUAGUGAGAUUAUACUUGGAAAAAUGCAAAAUUAUGUCUUGAUUUGGAGAAAAAUCAUCUCCUUUCACCUUUGCAAGUUGAAGUGUCUGGUGAUACUUCAGUUUAUUCUGUAGAAAGGUCUGUGUUAUUGCCCUUUUUUUUUUUGCAUGUUCAGCUUGUCAGAUAAAAAGUUGGCAGGAUAACACAAAGGUUCAAUUUCUUCUUUGUAUUUUGAUUUUAUUUAAUUAUUAUUAUUAUUACUCCACUGCUGAAGACCACUGGCAGAGCAGAGGGAAAAAUGUAACUUUUCUGCUAUAAAGCCAGUGACAUGUACUUCAUAAGCACUGUUAGAUUGCAGACUAGUUGAUAUUUUAAUAUAAAAGGAAAUUAAAAACUGGUGUAUUUUACUUCUGUUGGAAAGAUAUUGAGUAUACUGUAUUAACAAGGGUAAAUGUUGAUGUGACCUUUUUUCCCCGUUUUUAGUCAAAUAAAUAAAAGUGUACAUUGAG